ACACACAAAACUAGUUAGUAGAUCAAUUAAUUGUAGGAUUGGAUUUGCACAUUUGUUGACAAUAAGAAAAAUCUACAAUAUCACAUUUUGGAAGCAUGUCAUACAACUGUGAGACCUUAUAUUUAUUAUUGCACAGAUCACAGCUAUUCUGAGUAAAAAACUGCAUGUCUACAGGCAACUGGCAUAUUAAGACUGGAACAACAUUGUAGCAAUGAAGCAGGUUGCUGGAGGCGUGCCCCAGCUCCCGCCCACCACCAACACUGAAAUCCUUCAGACUUUUCACAUAUAACUCCUCUGUCCCCUGUAGCAGCUGGGACUUCCCGCACGUCUCCACUGUGUUUCCCAAACUCAAAGCCUGGCGUCAUGUUCUUCAAGUUCAUUUGUGCUGUGGUGACCAGGUCUCUCUUUAUCCUCAUCUCUCUAAUAGGGGUAUGGAGAGUGGUGUGGGUGAAAAACAAUGGAUUCUACUGGUUUCUCACUAUCCUCUACUUGCCUCUGGUGGCUGAGAUGAUCCUGACGCUGAGAAGAAGAGGGAAUGAUUACAAAUGGUUUUCUCCUGCUAUCUUUCUCUUCCUCAUCAGUAUUAUCCCAUCAUUAUGGAUUUUAGAGCUUCACCACCAGGAGAACAAAUCCACCAACUCAAGGUGUGAUAAACUCGACUCAACUGAAAAUAUUAGGAGUAUUUUCAAUUCCUGGAUGAACUCAACCAAUGGCAGUGAGUCACUCAAGAACAUCCCACUGUCAACAGUGUGUGCCAACGACUGGAUCCUUGCUUUACACCAGAUCCUGCUCAUCUUACUGAUCUUGGGGAAAUGGCUGCUGCCCGCUGCUGGGGAGCUGACCAGAAAUCAGCUCUCCCAGUUACUGCUGAUCUUUGUGGGCACAGCUGCUGACAUACUGGAGUUCACCUCUGAAACACUGUCUGACAUCAAGGAUAGCAGUCCAGCUAUGGUCUACAUAAUUCUGGGGGUGUGGACAUGGAGCAUGCUGCAGUUUCCACUGCAUCUCUCAGUAAUGCAUGCAUCUUCAGAUGACCUCUCCGAACCAGCUACCUCUCGCUUCUCUCACCUCAGGACUGAUAUCUGGAGCACAGUGGAAGCUUUGUUCAUCCAGGAUGGGCCUUUCCUUGUGGUUCGCCUCACUGUCAUGAUCUACUUCAACGUGGUGCACCAAAUGCUGAUCUUCUUCGCCAUUAAAAACUUCCUGGUUGUAAUUCUCAACAUUUAUCGGCUUUGUGUCCUUAUCUGUGACAGCAAGGCCUCCUGAGACUGGAUGUAAUCAGCAGAUUAUAGUAAUGCUGUUACAGUAUAUGGCCUUGUGAGUGCAUGUCAAGUUUCAAUGUACCCCCCCACCCCCAAACUUAAAACUACAUGUUUUAGAUCAUUUUCCAAUUUAUAUAGAUAAUGUACUGUAUAUCAGACCUAUGAUGUGGCAGUUGUAAAUAUAUCACCAUUGUAAAGUCAUUAAAACACUGACCUCAUGUGUUAA
Molecule: messenger RNA, 1488 nt
Organism: Thunnus maccoyii (southern bluefin tuna)
Lineage: Eukaryota; Metazoa; Chordata; Actinopteri; Scombriformes; Scombridae
Gene: tmem26b
Product: transmembrane protein 26b
Exons: 6
Coding region: 364-1266 (300 amino acids)
Source: RefSeq, a predicted model, not a curated record